GCGCUUGCCGCCUGGAAGGAAACCGUGGCCAUGAUUUUGUCCAAUCGCACGGCGGGAGACCUCCAUGUGAUCUCGGCCUUUGGCGACCUCCUCAAGAUGCAUGGAUGUUCGAUGGCCGCACACAUCUGCUACUUCAUGACCCCGGGUCAAUCGCUGCUGUCGGGCUGGGACCAGCCUGGGGCAAAGCUGACGCUCGUUGGCGCAGACAGCUCCGCAGCGGUUCACCGGCACAUCGAGGCCAUCCAAGCGACCGAGAUUCUCGAGCACAUCCACAUCACCAACGGCGCUAUUUGCCUCCCGCACUUCCAAGCCUACAAGCUCGUGUAUGCCUCGCUGCUUGCCGACCUCGGAUACGUCGACGAAGCGCUCUCGUAUUUUGAGAGCAUC
This is a messenger RNA of Polychytrium aggregatum, 387 nucleotides long. RefSeq names its product Sec23-binding domain of Sec16-domain-containing protein. NCBI's taxonomy places the organism in Eukaryota, Fungi, Chytridiomycota, Chytridiomycetes, Polychytriales. The transcript has a single exon. The annotation marks the transcript as partial. The record is from RefSeq and is a predicted model, not a curated record. Gene Ontology annotation, cellular component: ER to Golgi transport vesicle membrane; endoplasmic reticulum exit site. Gene Ontology annotation, biological process: Golgi organization; COPII vesicle coat assembly; autophagy.